Messenger RNA from Silurus meridionalis, 945 nucleotides. RefSeq names its product olfactory receptor 52K1-like. NCBI's taxonomy places the organism in Eukaryota, Metazoa, Chordata, Actinopteri, Siluriformes, Siluridae. Gene Ontology annotation, biological process: G protein-coupled receptor signaling pathway. The record is from RefSeq and is a predicted model, not a curated record. The annotation marks the transcript as partial. Gene Ontology annotation, molecular function: olfactory receptor activity; G protein-coupled receptor activity. The transcript has a single exon. Gene Ontology annotation, cellular component: membrane.
AUGAAUAGCUCCAAUGGAACAGUUUCAUUUGACAAUGGAUUUUAUUUUGUUGCUUACAAUUCUUUGGGCAAUAAGAACUACCUGAUCCUGGCAUUAGGAAUUAUCUACCUGAUUACUUUACUAUGUAAUUUAAUGCUCUUGUCUAUGAUCAUGAUGAACUCAAGUUUACAUAACCCCAAAUUUCUUGCGGUGUGUAACCUGGCUGUAGUUGACAUUUCUAUAAAUAGUGUAAUUAUUCCACAAAUGGUUCCUUCAUUUGUAUUUAAUCUGAAUCACGUCAGUUUUGAAGCAUGCUUUACUCAAAUGUUUUUCAUGCACUUUUUUGGUGACAUGGAAUCCUUUUCACUGGCUCUAUUGGCUUAUGAUCGCCUAAUUGCUAUCUGCUUUCCUUUGCGCUACCCAACAAUCAGUACUAAUCUGAGGAUGAUGCUUAUCAUAGUUGGAUUGUGGUUACUGGUAUUUUCAUGUGAAGCUUACCUUGUAGUUCUGACCAGUCGUCUCUCCUACUGUAGAUCAAGGGUAGUGCCAGGCUGUUGCUGUGAACAUGGUCAGGUUUUCAAUUUAGCCUGUGGAGAUAUUUCUUAUAACAGAAGUCUUGCAACUACAAAGACAUUAACUGUUCUGCUUGGCCCUCUGACUUUUAUUGUUUGCUCAUAUGUAAUAGUGGUGGUAGCAGUGUUGAAAAUUGCAUCCAAAGCACAACGCUGGAAGGCCUUUAAUACCUGUCUUACUCACAUGGCCCUGGUCCUCAUUUAUUUUAUGCCAGUGAGUUUUGCUUAUAUACUAGGGAGCUUAAAGUUAGUGCAGUCGAUUGAUCUUUACACAACAAUUUUGACAGUGUGUGUCACAUUGCCAGGCAUGUUAAACCCUAUCAUAUAUAGUUUAAAGACUGAGGAACUGCAGGAGAAGUUGCUAAAGAUUUUUAAGAAACAAAAAAUGUCAAAC